UAAUUUUAAAGGAUUAAUGGUAAGAUGAGGGUAAAUCUUUGUCCAAAAACAAGGAUUUAUACCAGAAACCUUCAUGAUUCUCUCCUCAAUUUGGUUCCAUUAUUGUUUGCCCAAUUCCUGGCUUAUUUUAACCACGUUUUCAUAGAUGUACUUACCAAAGGGCCAGAAGAAAGAGUCCUAUGAUAUUGAGUUUGACAAAAUGCAAGGAAUUAUUGACAGAUCUGACAACGAAGAUAAAGCUAAUAAACUCAACGAAGAAUUGACAAGUCUGAGAAACAACAUUGAGCUCUUGAUCCCAAGGAUUGGCUUUACUGAGAUCGAAGACAAGAUCAGAGAUCCUGUUACUGAAUACAUUAAGAUCAAAGACAAUGAUGAGGAUUUCUUGUUCGAAAAGCUUAGCAAUGCCAUUCCUAAACUUACUGCAAUUGUGGGAAGGAUUUUGAUGAACAAUUUUUCCUAUUUCUCGUCUAAAGAAAGUGAUAGAAGCAGGGAAAACAAAGAAAAUUCAGAUAGGAUUGUUGAAGAAAUUGAAGUAAAGAUUGAAGCAGCAGGAGGUUCUCUAAAGCAAGAAUAUAUACAAGAGUAUGCUCAAUACGAGAAAGAUAACCAUUUCAUUCAAAAUGAAUACGAGAUUAAGGCUAGUAUGAAAUCACUAUCAAAGGAUAUCCAGAAAAGAGCUUCUGACAUUAACAAAUGCAUCAAAGAUACAGAGGUCAUGGAGAAGAAGCAGGCUAAGUACAUGAACUAUGGGAAGGCAAUAGACUUCCCCUUCUACAAUGCUCUUCAAAAGUUCAAGGAUAAGGGUGAGGAACUCACUUCUGAAGACACCAAAGUCAUUCAAAGAGAGAUCGUAGAAGAACUCCAUAAGAGGAAGGUAGACAUUGAAGCAAUCAAGGGUCUGUACUAUGACGAAGAAGAUGGCAAGAUUGUAGAAAGAGAAAUUGAUCAAGGAUUCGCUGAUAGAAACAAGAAUAUCGGCGUGGACAUCCUGAAGGGAGAGACAUUCGAAUUUUGUGACCAUGAGUGCACCUUCAAUACUUUCAGUGACUCUGUUGAGAUGAAAAUAACUGUGGAGAAAUUGGAAUCCCUCCUACAAAACUCUGGAAAAUCUAAACUCCCAGAUGAAAUCAAGUCAUUCUCUUUGAUUAUCGUUAAAGAUGAUCAUCAAGGAGAGAAAUUAGGCCAGAUAGAGGAGAACGAUGACGACAUACACCCUGAAGAGCAUGAAGAAGCUGGUGAUGAUUCAGAAGAAGAACACCCACCAGAUGAUUCUUCAGAUGAUUCAGAAGAUGAAGAUAACAAAGGUCAGGAAGAAGAGAAAAUUCCCAUGUUUGAUCAGAGGUAUCAAGAUAACGACUCAGAGCCUGAAGAUGCUGUUCAUAAAAUCGACAUGUCUCCAUUCCUGAAAGUUCUCCCCGAAUCUUUAGAGACCUUCACUUUCUCUUGCUUGAAAUACAAAGAAGAAGUUAAUUUGGAUGAGGUCUUUAAUCUUGGUGCUUUCUUCAAAGGACUUGUAAUGCUUGGAAUUAGGUAUUUUACCAUUAGAAGAAUCAACUUCACUCUUGAUGCUAAUGUCGAAAUGAUUAAGAAUGUAUUCAAAUCAAAUCUUGAAUACGAUUUGAUCAAAUACAUCAGUUUCUACGAGUGUGAGAAUGUAUGAAAGAUUGAUGAUGCUCUUACCGAGCUUGGAAAUUUGGACAAUCUCUCAUUUUCUCACUGUAAACUGGAUGACAACUGUGUCAACGACCUUGAAAAUAUCUUGCAAGGAUACAGGAACAAGAGUCUCAACACUCUGGGAUUAAACCACAACAAGUUUACAGAGGUUGGAAAGAAGAACAUGGAGAAAUGGGUAAAAGGAGAUGAAAAAUCUUUGCAUAUUCAGAAGAUCCAUCUGUACAACAACUGCAUCAAGCACCAAAGAGGUCAGAGCUUAUCGCUUUUAAAUACUAUUCAGGGGGAUUAUUAACCAUUUAAAAUAUUU
This is a messenger RNA of Moneuplotes crassus, 1981 nucleotides long. NCBI's taxonomy places the organism in Eukaryota, Ciliophora, Spirotrichea, Euplotida, Euplotidae. The record is from the annotation of a GenBank genome assembly.